This is a messenger RNA of Podospora pseudopauciseta, 1999 nucleotides long. RefSeq lists its product as uncharacterized. The transcript is spliced from 2 exons. Lineage: Eukaryota; Fungi; Ascomycota; Sordariomycetes; Sordariales; Podosporaceae. Gene Ontology annotation, molecular function: misfolded protein binding; ubiquitin-specific protease binding. Gene Ontology annotation, cellular component: endoplasmic reticulum membrane; Hrd1p ubiquitin ligase ERAD-L complex. The record is from RefSeq and is a predicted model, not a curated record. Gene Ontology annotation, biological process: endoplasmic reticulum unfolded protein response. The coding region runs from base 1080 to 1859 and encodes 259 amino acids.
CCUGAAACUUGUUCUUGGUGAAGACGGCGGCGGCAGCACAUGGUACUUCGGAUGUCAAGAGAGCGAGAUCUGGUUUUGUUGUGUUGCUGGGCUUAACUCCAACGAUGGUGCCUGACACCUGGAAGCCGAGGGGGUAUGUGCCUGAGGUUGGGAUGUACUUCUUCUUGGCCGCGGGGAUGGAGCUGGACGGGGCAGAAUAAGCUCGGGAUGGGAUGUGAGAAAAGGACCGAACCAAUUGAGCUUUAGGUUGCCUCAAUUGGCUCAACGCACAUCGACUGAAGCCCACCAUGACUGUUUCCGGUUUCAAAAUGUAGGGGUACGGAGGGGAGAUGUGAAGAGCCGGGUAACUGUGGUCGAUUGGGUUGCGUGAGAUCUUAUCAAAGCAGUGAGAGCCCACCGCCGAGGUUUGGAAAAUAUCUAGGGCGGCGGUACCGGAACUGGGUCCAGACAGCACAACAAGAUCGAAUUGCCGCAAUAACGAUGAUGCCAGUCUCUAGUAUAACACCAGAAACAUAAGAUAGUUGGGAAAAACAAUGAGAUACUCUGAAUUUUGGACAGCAGCCAUGAAAAUCUCUUUAUACCACCCCUCAAUUGAGUCACUCUUUCAAGACCCUAACGACCAGAGCUCCGGUCUGGAAAAUGUUUAUCAAUAACUGCACCGUCGCUUCAGUGCUCUAGCCACAGCGCCCUCCACGUGGCUGGGCCCCCACCAAACGGGUGCCGAGCCGGGCCGGGCUGUGGCUCCAGCUCUCGUUCCCCACCAAAGCCAACGACCUCCAUAAAAGGAUUUCAGAUUGGUGCAACUUUCCUCCAUCUUCCAUUCCCUCUCAAGCUCCAAAAAAGACACGAAUCACAAUUCGUGCCUUGUUGGAGCCGCAUCAUCACUUUCCCAGCCCGCUGGGGGCUUUCUUUCCUUUCUCCUCCCUCUUCCCAUUCACAACCUCCUCCCUCCCCCACCACCUGCAGAUCAUGCCCCUUGCGUUUUGAGUUUACGACCCGGAGAGCUUCAUUUGAAAUUUGAAGUCGCUCUUCUUUUCUUUGUUCACACAUCACUUCUCUCACACCACACCACCGCCACCAUGUCAGACGCGAUGGAUGCCUACUGGCAGUUACAGCCAUUAGCGCGAACACUCGCGACCGCCAUCUUCGUCACGUCGAUUGGAGGGCAUCUGGGAUUGAUCCCAACGGGCUGGUUGUUCUUCCACUCCUCGCUGGCCAUCUUCCAUAUGCCACCUCAGAUUUGGCGGUUCCUCACCACCUUUCUGUUGAGUGGUCCCCAGCUGGGCAUCAUCUUGGAUCCUUACUUCGUCUACCAGUAUCUCAGCCAGAUCGAGUCCGGGAACCCCAAAUUCCAACGGAAGGAAGAUGUUCUCUGGUACCUCAUAACGGUCAGCGGCUUCAUCUUGCUGUUCACCCAGUGUUUCCUGGGCUUCCAGCCUUUUCUCAUCAGCGCCUUGAUUAUUGCUCUAUGCUACACGGCCUCGCAAGAUUCGCGCGGCAUGAAGGCCAACUUUUUCUUCUUCACCGUGCCAGCCCAGCUUGUUCCGUAUUGCAUGCUCGGCAUGUCCGUCAUCAUGAACCCUGCCGCUCUGCCCCAACAGAUUUGUGGUAUCUUGGCCGCCCAUCUUCAUGACUUCUUAGUACGCACCUGGCCCGAGUUUGGAGGCGGUAGAAAUUGGUUGGCCACUCCAGCAUUCGUGUCUCGACUCGUCACCACGCCGAGAAUUCUCCAACGCGAGUACGGCACCGGAUUUCGCCCACGGACCCAGACGUCGGGCAGUUCUACGGGGGCCUCCGCCGGCUCCGGGCCACUUCCCGACUCCUGGAAGACAAGGGGAACUGGCCAUCGGCUGGGUUAAUGGAUAGAAGACGGGGAUUGUACGAAUACAAAAUAAUAUUAGACCAGUUCAUGUCCUGUGGCUCAUUCAGGGGUGUUAUCAUGUCCGUUGUUUGAGUGCCGAUAGUAGUGCCGAUAAUCGUGCCUGUGCUCCUUGAUACU